AUGAACACUACAAAUUCAAGAAAUAUUGUUUAUGUCAAUCCGACACUAAUAGAAGUGCCUUUUCUAUUAAAUAUUUAUCUUGGCAUAUUUAUUUUUAUUACGGGUAAUAUUAGUAGUAUUGGAAAUUUUCUGGUAUUUAGUUCACGAACAUUUCGUGCUCGAGCUUGUUCUAAUUAUUUAAUAGUGGAAUCUAUGUUUACAUUUAUCUAUUUUGAUUUUGUAUUACUUACACGUGUAAUUCAAAAAGGUUUUCAACUUCCUAUAAUAAAUAAGUAUUCUGUUAUUUGUAAAGUACGAGAAUGGCUUUCAGAAUAUACACAUCAAGUUGCAUUUAGUUUAUUUGCAUUGGCUACAAUUGAUCGAUUUCUAUCUACUCAUCGUUCUGCUGCUUAUCGUGCAUGGAGCAAUCGUAUUUCUCUUACUUACAAGCUGAUUCCAACAGUCAUCAUUUUCUGGUUUUUAUGGACGGGUCAUCGCUUGAUAUUUUACACUACAAGUACUGGAGUUUGCAUACCAAUGGCAGGUAAUUAUGAAAUAUUCGAUGCCUACUUUGAGGCAUGCAUGUCUGGAGUUGUACCGCCUAUACUUUUUAUAACACUUGGCAGUUUACUUUUGAGAAAUGUUCGAAGUGUUUCUCGCAGACGCGUAAUGCCUAGUGUUGGUAAUGGACUGCAUGUAGCCACUGUAAACCUUUCACUUAUUCAGCAAAUUGAUGCCCAACUCUCAAAUAUGAUAUUGUUGCAGUCAUUUGUUGCUGUACCUUCAUUUUUACCUUUUGGAGCUCAAAAUCUUUACUCAAGUAUUACUCUAUACUGGAACAAAGCACCUUUAUAUGUAGCUUAUGAGAAUAUUUUUGUUGAACUUAUACGGCUUUUCUCCUAUCUAUUCUAUAGUACAAGUUUUUAUAUAUCUUGUAUAUCAAGUUCUGGUUUUCGCAAACAAGUUUUAUAUAUAUUGAAAAUACGACGACAAGUAGAUCCUUCUACUCAUACAACGACGACUCAUUAA
Molecule: messenger RNA, 1008 nt
Organism: Adineta steineri
Lineage: Eukaryota; Metazoa; Rotifera; Eurotatoria; Adinetida; Adinetidae
Source: the annotation of a GenBank genome assembly